AUGGUCCUCGCCCGCUUGCUCCGCAGUGUAGGCUCCUACCUAGCCGGCGGGCCCAAUCGCUUCCUCGCUGGACGCGAUCUAGCCGGGAAUGCCUACUACGAGUAUCCUCCCUCUCACCAGCCCACCAGCUCAUCACGACAUGCAACUCGCUCCCGCCGCGUAGUCAAAUACGCAGUUGAGCGACCCAUCGAGGAAUAUGCCGGCUCGGGAGGGGAUGCGGAACAGUUGCCUGUUCAGUGGAAGAUGUGGCUUCGUCAUACCCGGGCGGAUGCGCCUAGUUUGGGGGAGUUGCAGGAGGAUAUGGGGAGGAUGGAGAGGUUGAAGGUGCUUGUGGAGGAGAUUGCGGAGAGGGAUAGGAAGGAGAAGAUUGAGGCCGGUCAGAGGAGGGAAAGGGCG
Jaminaea rosea is the source of this 396-nucleotide messenger RNA. RefSeq lists its product as hypothetical. Gene Ontology annotation, cellular component: membrane. Gene Ontology annotation, biological process: mitochondrial respiratory chain complex I assembly. The transcript has a single exon. NCBI's taxonomy places the organism in Eukaryota, Fungi, Basidiomycota, Exobasidiomycetes, Microstromatales. The annotation marks the transcript as partial. The record is from RefSeq and is a predicted model, not a curated record.